UUUUUUUUCGCGGACAUUUUCGUCCUCAAGGAAUGGAAAAUACAUUUAAGUCCCUCACCCCCGAAAAACGUGGACAUUUCAAUCCUUCCGUUGGAUUCAGGCGUUUGGACGGGACGGAAAAGUUUGACCUGGCAGAGAUGGUGCUAACCUGGCCGUUACGGAGGCCAUGUAACAGGGAGCAUUUCGAAACAGGACAUAUAAGUCCCUGGAGACAAAAACGACGCCGUUUUGUUACUGACCUCCAUUUCUUCUCCCUCGUCUACCUCGAUAUUUUGGUAUUGGCCUUGUCCAACCCAUUAUUGCAGCUUCGUCUCGAGCUUCCUCCGAUGAUGAAGCAGAAGAAGAAGAAGAAAUCAUUAAAGACGACGCAAGAAACCCCGGCCCCUGCCCCGCCAGAAUAAUCGACUGCUCUGCCGUCGCCGCUAUUUCUCCUGCUCCGCCAUCGCAGAAACCUCAACUUCCACUUCACGUUCCGCCUCAGAUUCCUCCUCUCUCUUCUGACGACGAGGAGCUCGUACAGCAGGUGGUGUCCGACGAUAGGGUUUGUUCAGAUUUCAGUGGGUGUUGUGGGUCCAUUGUUGCUCGAUGGGGUAGAGCACACGGUGCCAAUGGCCACCACCAAGGGCUGUUUGGUUGCAAGCACAAACAGGGGUUCCUUGAAGACCCAAUCAACUUCGAUUCCCUCACUGUCGUUUUCGACAAACGCCAUGGAAGGAAGAAUUUCCUUUCUUCAUUUACUCCCCCACAACACCCAUUUUGUCGAUUCUGUUGCGUUUGUUGUUGUUGCUGUGAUUGUUGCUGAAGCUGUUGCUGAAGCUGUUGCUGCUGCUGCUGUUAUGGUUGCUGUUGCUGUGAUUGCUGAGGGUCUUGGGGGAGAGGAGGGAGAGAAGGGGAAGAGAUAUUGUGAAUUGAAGGAUUGGGAUUUAAAUUAGGGAUUGAGUUUGGGUUUGGACUUUGGGAAGGUUGGGAUUAAGGGUCCAUGGUAGAGGGUUUAGGUGAGGACGUUGAGGCGUUUGGAGUUUCAGCCAUUUGUAGAAGAAUUGCUUAGUGGAAUUGGAGAGCAGAGAGUGAGUCUAUGAUUUCUAUGGCGAUGCGGACAUGGCCAAAUUGGGCGGAGAGGUUGAGUGAAUCGCAAGAGGAAGAAGAAGAAGGACGGAGGAGGUCGCUGGCGUUGAUGGUGGCUGACGGAGGCGCGGCUGUGCGGCAGUGAUGGAGGAAGGGGCUGAGGAAGAAGAAUGGAAGGAAAAAGGACGAAGGUAGAAGAAAAUGGCAGAUGGGGGAGGAGACGGAACGGCGUCGUUUUCGUCUCCAGGGACUUAUACGUCCUGUUACGAAAUGCUCCGUCUCCAGGGACUUAUACGUCCUGUUACGAAAUGCUACAUGCGACCUGGCCUCCGUAACGUGCCACCUCAGCGCCACCUCUGCCAGCUCAGCCUUUUUCGUUCAGUGCAAACGGCUGAAUUCAACGGAAGGACAUAAAUGUCCACAUUUUUCAAAGGUCAAGGGCUUUAAUGUAUUUUCAAUUGCUUGAGGACGAAAAUGUCCGCAAAAAAAAAGGUCAAGGACGAAAAUGUCCUUUAC
Molecule: messenger RNA, 1581 nt
Organism: Arachis ipaensis
Lineage: Eukaryota; Viridiplantae; Streptophyta; Magnoliopsida; Fabales; Fabaceae
Source: RefSeq, a predicted model, not a curated record